Messenger RNA from Eruca vesicaria subsp. sativa (arugula), 1395 nucleotides. The record is from the annotation of a GenBank genome assembly. NCBI's taxonomy places the organism in Eukaryota, Viridiplantae, Streptophyta, Magnoliopsida, Brassicales, Brassicaceae.
AUGUCGUCGACUAGAACCCAAGUACGAGGGGAGCCACUUCCUAGGGUUCCGGCAAGAUACCAUCGUAUGAUAAACUUUUUUGUUUGUGGAGUUCCCAUCAAAACUCACCACCGUGUAAGCAAUGUACUCCGUACGAGUGGUUCAUCGUUGGGUUCUGUCCCAACAAGAACCGAGGAAAGCCAGUUUCUUCGUGGUGACGUUAACGGCAGAUUCGGGAGGUUCGGUGGAAAGUUUGUACCGGAGACAUUGAUGUCUCCUCUGAGAGAUCUUGAAGACGUAUUUAAUUUUGUUUUGAGCGAUCGUGAAUUUCAGGAGGAGCUUACCACAGCGUUAAGAGAGUACGUAGGAAGAGAAACGCCUCUCUACUUCGCGGGACGUUUAACGGAACACUACAAGAACAUAUCUCAAACCACCGGAGGUGGACCCCAGAUAUACCUGAAAAGGGAAGAUCUUAGUCACUGUGGGUCCCAUAAGAUCAACAAUGCUCUCGGUCAAGCGAUGAUUGCUCGGCGGCUAGGUUGCAAGCGUGUGGUGGCAGCAACCGGAGCCGGUCAACAUGGGGUCGCCACGGCGGCUGCUUGUGCAAAGCUCUCCUUGGAGUGUACUGUUUUCAUGGGAACCACUGAUAUAGAGAAACAAUCCUCUAAUGUACUUUCCAUGAAACUGCUUGGUGCUCAGGUGAAAUCAGUGGAAGGAAGAUUUAAAGAUGCGAGUUCAGAGGCUAUUCGAAAUUGGGUUGGAAACCUAGAAACCACAUACUACUUAUCCGGGACUGUGGUGGGACCGCACCCGAGUCCGUUAAUGGUACGCGAGUUUCAAUCCGUGAUAGGGAAAGAGACGAGAAGGCAAGCAAACCAACUAUGGGGUGGUAAGCCUGAUGUGUUGUUGGCUUGUGUGGGCAGUGGCUCAAACGCAUUGGGAUUGUUCCAUGAAUUUCUUGGGGAUGAGGAUGUGCGACUAGUCGGGAUCGAGGCCGCUGGACUGGGUCUGGAUUCAGGGAAACAUUCAGCUACUUUGGCCGUUGGAGAUGUUGGUGUGUACCAUGGCUCCAUGAGCUACUUAUUGCAAGAUGAUCAAGGACAGAUAGUUAAGCCACACUCCGUAGGAGUAGGAUUAGAGUAUCCCGGAGUUGGACCAGAGAUUAGCUUUCUGAAAGAAACUGGAAGAGCCGAGUUCUACACAGCAACGGACCAAGAAGCCAUUCAAGCGUGCAUGCUAUUGAGCAGACUGGAGGGAAUAAUCCCAGCAUUAGAACCGUCUCACGCGCUGGCGUUCCUCGACAAACUUGUUCCUACUCUACCUGACGGUGCCAAAGUGGUAGUGAAUUGCAGUGGCCGUGGUGACAAAGAUCUAAACACUCUCAUACAACGAGGCGUGCUUUCUUCUCUUUGUUGA